Leptopilina heterotoma is the source of this 414-nucleotide messenger RNA. RefSeq names its product anaphase-promoting complex subunit 13. The transcript has 2 exons. The record is from RefSeq and is a predicted model, not a curated record. Lineage: Eukaryota; Metazoa; Arthropoda; Insecta; Hymenoptera; Figitidae. Gene Ontology annotation, biological process: protein K11-linked ubiquitination. The coding region runs from base 178 to 414 and encodes 78 amino acids. Gene Ontology annotation, cellular component: anaphase-promoting complex.
UUAGUUGAGGAAAUUGCCAAAAGGUUUGACAGCUACUAACCUAACCUAAAAUUAAAGUAAAUUUUAAAAAAUCGUAAAUCUUGUAAACGUAAACAAACUAAUUAUUAUGUUAAUUAAUAAACGUCUAUUAUUAUAAUUUAAGUAUUAAACUAUUAAAUACGUUUCCGAUAUCUCGUAAUGGACAGUCAAGUUUGUGGAGACGGCAGACUAUUGGAUUUAAUUGACGACGCAUGGCGAAAGGAGAAACUUCCCCUUGAUGAUAUUCUUGUACCUUUAUCGGAAUUACCCGAUCCUGAAAGUGACAACGGCGAUUCUCACAUGACACUCAAGGAGUUGGAGCAAAAGUGGACAAAUCUCGCUCUUGGAACUCUCAGUGAAAAUCAUCUCCACUCGCCAACAACAUCGCACAGUUAA